GAUUAUGUACACUAAAAUGGCGGACGUCUUAUUUCCCGGGAUUUAAAACGGUGACAUGUAAACACGUCCGGGUGGCGGGUCUAUUUGUUUAAUCCCGAUCAUACCUACAGACGUUAGCGAUCACAGACCGGAUAUAACAGUAGUGGACAGGAAAUGGCUACUUCAGCGGCCGUUCCCCGUGUCUCCGCGGGGCCAAGACGCUUCCCCAACCUUCCUGUGAUCCAGCACCCCAUGUCCAGGUUGAACGAUCGACAGGACUUAGCAAUUCUUGGAUCUGCAAGUGGCCUGCGACAUGGGGUCGGGAAUAUGUCCCUCCAGGUCCCACCAUCUGGGACAAAUGGUUUGUCCCCCAAAAGCGCAAACAGAGCAAGCGCCCCGGAGCGAAUUCUCCAAUGGCCGCCAGUGACCGAAUUCUUUCCCCCGUUUAAGUAUCGUCACUCAGCAGCUGAAAAAUUUGGACUUGUUCGCAAAAAAUCGGUUCACAAGAAAAAGAAACCUGUGAUAUUGCCGCCAGUGGAGGACAAAACAAAGCCCAUACCCCAGGGCUCAAAUUGCCAGACACACGUAGAAAUCAUUAAACUUCCGCCGCUGAACAUCGUGCUGGACGCGAUUAACGAGGAAGAUUCAGAGUAUGUUCAGGGGCCUCACAAAUCACGAGUUCGACAGGAGUCAGCAUCUGCCGCACCCCACACAACUGAAGAGGUGACAGAGAAGAUCAAGGAGAAACUGAACACAGGAUUUUAUGGACUAAGGCACAUGUUCAAGGCCAACGACCCAACAGGGAAAGGGGUCGUAUCAAGGGAGGCCUUGCUGAGAAUCCUCUACAGUUUGGUGGGCUACCUCACGCAGGAACAGUUCAACAAAUUCCUCAAAGGAAAGAACCUAGAGGGGAGGGAGAGCAUUUCCUUUGACAGUUUUGUUGCCUGUUUUAAGGACAAUGAGACAGUACAAAAGGAAUGGGUCAGCCCAUUACAAAAACUGGAAAUGGAGAAAAUGAGGCAUAAUCCCGAAGCCAAUCUCAAACGGACAGACACCAUAGUCACCAACCCUUUCCUGUCUGCACCCUACUCAGACACACUGUUCAAGGACAAAAUACGCAAUAUAGAAGAUGCUAAGCAGGUUUUCCCCGCAGCGUGUUUCCAGGCCAACGGGAGAAUUGUACCUCCACAGCUUAGAGAGGCACAUGCUCAGUUAGGGAUCUUCAUGAAGGAUGGGGACUUUAUGUCACUAUGGCAACGAUAUGACAAGGAAGGUCUGGGAGCCAUAAGAACAAGUCUGUUCCUUAAGAGAGCGGGCAUCGAAACUCGACCGAAAACCUUCACACACCGCAGCAAAACCACGGUGGACCUCAAGGUCAGACCUAAAUCAGAGGUCAUUGUCACAAGUGAAAAACAAGGCAAAGAAAUCAAGCAUGAGGAGAUGACUCACACAGCACGCAACGAGGAGAAAGACAGAACAGGAGCGAUAACGGAGGGGGGAGAACACGCAGAAAAAACAAAACCCGCGGAGGCUGACGGCGGGAAGGAGGCGGCAGAGGUCAAAGUGGGAGUCGCUCGCAAAAAGAAGGUCCAGCCUAAACUAGAGAACAUCAUAGACUGUCUGCAUUACAGGUUUGAAGAGUCUUACAAUGCCAUGGCAACAGCUUUUGACCUCUUUGAUUACCUUAGCGAUGGUUACAUUUCACGGGUUGACUUCCGCCGAGUUCUCCAGGAGUUUGGUCUGAAUGUAUCGGUCACUGAUCUAGACAACUUCUUGGCACGAAAUGGGGUUCGAACAAUUCGAGGUCAGGUGAACUACAAAGAAUUUCUGAACAAAUUCCAGAGUAAAUCAGAAAACAGCGUCACAAACAAAUUGGUAACCAGUCCACAGUUCCAGGAUAAGUUCCCAUCAUGGCCUCUUCCACAACACACUUUGACCUCAGAGGAACUUGACAUCCGAUUGGUUGAUUUACUCCAUGGGGAUUUUCUCAAACUUAUAGGAUAUUUCAGGUCCUGUGAUAAGUACGGUCUUGGUGUAAUCACGCCUCAUGAAUUCCGUAGUGGCAUCGAGAAACGUCUUGGAUACCCAAUGUCUGAUAAACAGUGGGAACAACUGAAGUCUGAUGUGGGCCAGGACAGCGAUGGCCUGAUUCCUUACAACAGAUUUCUACAGAUGUUUGAUGUUUCGCCCGGGUCGUGGAACAGGAAACAAGAGGGAGGACUGGAUGUUUCCCAGGUGAUACCGUCCACUAUGGUCCACUCUUCCGCGGUUGACCGACUGCGAGAGAAAGCAAAGACGUUUAUGCAUCCCCAGGCGGAAAUGGAAGAUCUGCAACCCCAGGACAACGUCAGAACCAUAGCAGAUCAUUCUUCAGAAAAGGUGAUGAAGAUUUUGGAGGAGCUAUUCCGUAACAGAUUCCAUACGUUUGACAAGCACUUUCAGGACAUGGAUCGUCGUAAGACGGGGAGAAUGAGCAAAUGGCAGUUUGGGGCUCUGUUGAGAUUGUCAGGGGUCAGCCUGACAAACUCGGAGCUGGACAGGGUGUGGGCAAGACUGAAUGUCUCCUCAGACGGAAUGUACAGCUACAAAUCACUGAUCAUGGCGUUCGCUCAGAACCGUUUAGGACAGGAAGUCAGACGUGAGCAAAACAGUGGUGACACAAAAGAAUUGAUAGAGGCAGCCAAGCGAGUACAAAGGGAGAGGCGAGAAAAAACGAUGUCAUCACUACAGCAGAAUACCACCACCACCACCAUGGUCACCACCAACACCGGAGAACAGGCCACCACCAAAACUACCAACAUAGUUUCCGUGGAAGAAAACACCACAAAAACCACCAAAGUGGAUGCCAUAGAAACAGAGAAACUGCCACAAACGGCACUCUCCAACAAAAGUCAGAGGAUUCGCAGCCUACUCAACAAGAUCAAGCCUAAGAUGCUUGGUAACUGGGAAGGAUUAAAGACAGUCUUCAAAUUCAUUGAUAAAAAUGGCAGCUCUACAAUCUCCAUAUCCGACAUGAAGGAAGUUUUGAAUACUAUGAAGUUUCCUCUGUCUGAGGAAGAGAAGCGAGAACUCUGCCAAAGAUUCGAUCUACAACGAAAUGGAAGAUUCCAUUACCUCGAAUUUAUGAAGUGCUACUCUCAAAGCCCUCCCACUGUGACCAAAUCCCAGGUGUACAGCAAACACACACAUAAACUGGAAAGAAAGUUACCAAGGCGACCCUGUGUGUCUCCCACACCUUCCUUUAUGUCAUGGAAUCUCCCUGACAACCAAUUCCGUAGUAACAGAAUUGAUGGCCGAACACAAAAACUUACGUCGAGCGUUUCGUAGAUUGGACGUUCAGCGCCGGGGUUUCCUGGGAAUCACCGACUUCCGGCGUGCCUUGACGGGUUGCAACAUCCAUGUAUCUAACGAAGACUUCUACCACAUCCUCAGCGAAUUUGACCAAGAUAUGAGGGGGCGUGUAGCUUACAGCGACUUCCUGUCGACAUUUGUGGAUACUUUUUGACAGUAGAUUCUGUAAUUAACCCAGUCAAGACAAGACACAGACUAACCGUCCGUUAAUAUCGUUCUAAAUAAAAGAUUUUAACCGUAUCAAAUUUGAGAUGAUGGUAGACAUUUAGAGGUUAUAAAUAGAAAUGUCUGUGAUAUUUCUAGAAUUGGAAAUAGAUGGAAGGUAUAAUUGUAUGAGAGUGUAAUAGAACAGAUUCACUCUGGUUAAUAGUUUAAUGGUAGAGUUGUUUUCUUUUCUAUUUAAAACAUUUAUUUAUUCAAACAAUGAUUUAUUUUUAUUCAAAGCGUUUCUGUGAUAUGUUUUCAUGUUGCUUAUGUAAGCGGAUAGUUUUUGUUUAAGUUUACAAUUAUAAUGUACUGACGGUGCAAUGUCGGACGUGUUUAGUCGGCACCUUUACUAUAACAUGCCUUUAUUUCAGUUAAUCAAAUUCUUCGCAUAAUACAGAUAGAUGGAUAAGAGAGUUGUCUAAUAUUUACAUUUAUUUUUAUAAUAUAUAUAUAGCGUUUCUAGUAUCUUAACAAAUUUGUGCUCCCUAAGUAAAUCUAGCUUUGUCUUUAUAACCGUCCAGAACCAGGAAUUAACAGAAAAUAAAAAGAUAAAGGAAAAUAUA
Ostrea edulis (European flat oyster) is the source of this 4100-nucleotide messenger RNA. RefSeq names its product EF-hand calcium-binding domain-containing protein 6-like. Bases 154 to 3306 code for a protein of 1050 amino acids. The transcript is spliced from 24 exons. The record is from RefSeq and is a predicted model, not a curated record. Lineage: Eukaryota; Metazoa; Mollusca; Bivalvia; Ostreida; Ostreidae. Gene Ontology annotation, molecular function: calcium ion binding.